AUGUCAGCAUGUUUCGGGAUUUGGCUUUGGGCCUGUAUUGUCUACUUCGUGGUGCAGACCAUCUUUGCUGUGAUGCUUGUUGAGCUGGUUCAUCCUGUCACCCGUGAAGGCAUCUCCGUGGAUUGCCCCGAAUGCCAAAGGCACUUCUCUUCGGUGCUUUCCGCGAAGCUCUGGUUGUUCACAGCCCUUUUCUCCGGCGGCUGGGAGCGUGAGGUCCCCAUCAUCAUCCAGGCAGCUCCCUGGACAUGGUAUAUCCUUGUCGGCUCCAUGGGCGUCUUGAGCCUUCUGGUGAUCAAGGAGGCAGCGGAGAUCGUUGUCAUCGUGCUUUCCAGGGAUCACAUGGUGCUUGCACAGAGGGAGGUGUCUGAAGCCCCUGCUGAGCCAGUCCAGACUAUGGAGCCUCGCCUUGGUACAGACAUCGACACAGACACGAAGCUCCUGCAAUUGCUCCUGGCCCGCUUCCAGCAGGACCAGGAGGGGAGGGCGAGGUUGGAUGGGCUCUUAACGGAGUUCCGCCAAGCUGGCGCGGGAGUUGCUCAGCAUCCCCCGCACAUCGCUACCAAGGAGGAGCACAUCGCUACCAAGGAGGAUGCCCUUGAGACCGCCAUAGUGCAGGUGCGGUAA
Messenger RNA from Symbiodinium sp. CCMP2456, 624 nucleotides. Lineage: Eukaryota; Dinophyceae; Suessiales; Symbiodiniaceae. The record is from the annotation of a GenBank genome assembly.